AUGGUAGGGAGAUCUUGCUGGAAUGACUUGUCUUUUAUCCUUCCUGGAGAAGCUAUUGUGGAUGUGCGUCAAUUUCAUGAAGAGGAUGAGCGUAAUAAGCGUGAGCAUAUAUUCAUAAGCAAAGAGCUCCGAUGUCGGGGACGUGAUGAGCCGAGACGAUCCGCAGAAGUUAUGAUACUCGAUGAAAAAGAAGCAUCAUUGAGCAGAUCUGCUUUCCGCUGA
This is a messenger RNA of Pseudocercospora fijiensis CIRAD86, 222 nucleotides long. RefSeq lists its product as uncharacterized. NCBI's taxonomy places the organism in Eukaryota, Fungi, Ascomycota, Dothideomycetes, Mycosphaerellales, Mycosphaerellaceae. Bases 1 to 222 code for a protein of 73 amino acids. The transcript is spliced from 2 exons. The record is from RefSeq and is a predicted model, not a curated record.